This is a messenger RNA of Xenopus laevis (African clawed frog), 1480 nucleotides long. Its product is annotated as galectin-related protein. Bases 163 to 597 code for a protein of 144 amino acids. The transcript is spliced from 4 exons. NCBI's taxonomy places the organism in Eukaryota, Metazoa, Chordata, Amphibia, Anura, Pipidae. The record is from RefSeq and is a predicted model, not a curated record.
GAGGUGGUGACUCAGCUCUUCAGGCAGCGCUAUCCUUAAUUCUGUUGGCUGUAGAUAAAUCCCCUGGCGCUCUUUCUGUGGUUUGUUUCUUUUUGAACAAAGAACAGAGACAGUGAAAGUGAUAAAGCUUCUAGUCCACGGCUGGCAAGGAACUACAGAACAAUGACAGAAAAUGACAGAUGCCCGAGCGCGGUACAAUAUUUUGGAAACAUCAAAGGAGGAAUGAAACCAGCUAUGAAGAUCACCAUUAUGGGCAUUGUGGAUGACAAACCAAAGAGUUUUACAGUCAGUUUGCUGUGUAACCCCAACGACAUGGAUCAGGAUGUUGCACUUCUACUGAGAGUCAACUUUCAAGAAAAGUCAAUAGUUCGAAAUGCCAAGUUUGCUGGAAUUUGGGGGACAGAAGAAGGAAACAUUCCAUAUUUUCCUUUCACAGCAGGGGACAACUUUAAGAUGGAAAUCCUGUGCGAACACCAACAGAUGCGGUUGACCCUGGAUGGACAGCAGCUUUGUGACUUCGCACAUCGAGUUCCACAGCUCAGAACAGUCAUUGGAUUAAAAGUCACUGGGGAUAUCAGGCUUACUAAAGUGGCAUGAGAAGAUGGGCUGUACCUUCCACAGGAGCCAUAUUUGUUGCUGUCAUUAUCAGGAUUUACUCGUUAUUAGGGUUGCCAUCCGGCCAGUAUUUUACCGGCCCAGCCGGUAAAACACCUGCCAAGGCCUGGGCCGGUAUCACAAAUUUACCGGCAAUGUAGCUGCCGGUAAAUUUGUAAUACCCUUCAAAAAGACCCCUCGGCCUGCCCCCAAUUCCCUGUAACUUAGCUUCUGUCCUCCGUUCGGUUCUCCGCGUCGUGGACCGCCCGUUUUUGCGGCCCGGCCUGCCCCUUUUGACGUCACACCCAGCACCUUUUGUUCCCGCCCCCCACCAGCCGGUAACAAAUAUAGGAAAAUGUGGCAACCCUACUCAUUAGGGUAGGACUACAUGGCCAAUUCAGCCGCUAUCUGACGCAAUGUGCAAAAUCGCAGGCGUCACGUCGAAUACGACUGAAACAAGGUAAGUAAUGGCAGUGUCGGAUCGUGUCGCAUUGUUGAUGUGACACGACUGGCGGUUGCAGAAGCAGCAUGCAGCGUCUGCAUCCGACUGUCGCGUCGCAUCAAUGCUGCUACACGAUGUGACCAUUGAAUUACUUACCUUGUUUCCGUCGCAUCCGACGUGACGCCUGCGAUUUUCCGCAGCGCGUCGGAUCGCGGCUGAAUAGGCCAUGUAGUCCUGCCCUUAUACAUAAGCUUGCAAUUACAGAACGGAAAGCCUACUGCUGUAGAAAUGAAGUUGUGUGCAUUUUACUGGCCCGGCCUAUAUUUAAAUCAGGGGCUAUAGAUUCAAUAGGUUGCUGUGCAAACAAAUAAAAUGUCAUUGUCAUCAAAACAGAAAGGUUUUUAUUUAGCUGAAAAUGUGUAGUAAAUGUAAUAGAGUAGAAUA